This is a messenger RNA of Belonocnema kinseyi, 591 nucleotides long. RefSeq lists its product as uncharacterized. The transcript has a single exon. The record is from RefSeq and is a predicted model, not a curated record. Lineage: Eukaryota; Metazoa; Arthropoda; Insecta; Hymenoptera; Cynipidae. The coding region runs from base 1 to 591 and encodes 196 amino acids.
AUGACAUCACGUUUGAGUCAAGAUCUGCAAUUAAAGAUUCACGAACAAGACAUCGAGAUAGGCGCAACAUGCACUCAGAACACCUACUAUACAAAAGCAACAAUUGGUUCCAGAUUCAACGGAUAUUGUGCAACCCUAAAUUUCUUAGUCAUAGAAAGGGUUACAAGAAACCUACCAGUCCUUACGAAAGCAGAUAGGCCUUGGGAGAUACCACCUAACCUUAAAUUAGCGGAUCCAGAGUACCAUGCAGGCGGUGAGGUCGACAUCGUUAUCGGAAUUGGACUCUUCUGGAAUCUGAUUUGCAUAGGACAAAUUAGGCUAUCCCGAGGACUUCCAGUGUUGCAGAAGAUGAAACUAGGCUGGAUAAUAGCCGGUGAUCUUCCCAACGUUUUAGGUGAUCUUCGCGCAAUGUGCAAUCUCAGCCUCAGCAGAUUGGAUACUCAGAUUGAGAAAUUCUGGAACAUUGAAGAAUCUCUCAAUCAUCACCCUAUCUUAUCAUCAGAGGAAGCUCGGUGUGAAGAGCUAUUCAAGAAGGAUGUUACCAGAGACAACGACGGCAAGUUCAGCGAUAAUUAUAUUCCGCAUUCAUGA